Mizuhopecten yessoensis (Yesso scallop) is the source of this 2332-nucleotide messenger RNA. Its product is annotated as prostaglandin reductase 2-like. Lineage: Eukaryota; Metazoa; Mollusca; Bivalvia; Pectinida; Pectinidae. Gene Ontology annotation, molecular function: 15-oxoprostaglandin 13-reductase [NAD(P)+] activity. The coding region runs from base 70 to 1137 and encodes 355 amino acids. The record is from RefSeq and is a predicted model, not a curated record. Gene Ontology annotation, biological process: prostaglandin metabolic process. The transcript has 7 exons.
CAGUGUGACAAUGACUUAUUUAGUUGUUGAGUUAUCUGCCCUUAGAACAUAAGUGAAAGCAAGGGGGAAAUGGCCAAGAAUCAUCACGUUAUCUUCACUAAAAGGCCGGGUGUAAAUGGAGAGCCUGCAGAGGACAAUUUUGGAUAUGAAGAGUGUGAUUACCCAUGUGAUCCUCAGAACAAUGAAGUUCUCCUGAAAACCUUAUACUUGUCUGUAGAUCCUGCGAUGAGAUGUCGGCUGAAUGAGGAGACUGGUGUGACCUACAUAGGGCCAUUCCAGAUUGGAGACCGGAUUGGGGGAUUUGGGGGAAUCGGAGUAGUAGUGAAAUCAGCCUGCCCCGCCUUCCAAGAGGGAGAUGUGGUCCACGCGGGAUUUAAUUGGCAGUGGGCUAAAUACUUCCUAGAAACUCCAAGAGAGCUCUUCCAACUAGGAAAGAUUGAUUCUUCACUAGUAAAUGGAAAGGUUUCCUUAUACCUCAGUAUAUUGUCUUUGACCUCUGGUCUUACCUCUUACCUUGGGGUCAAAGAAAAAGGUCAUGUGAUCCCAGGUGCCAAUCAGACAAUGGUUGUGAGUGGAGCAGCAGGUGCUUGUGGUUCGCUGGCUGGACAGAUUGGAAAGCUAGAAGGCUGCUCAAGUGUUGUGGGUACAUGUGGUUCUUCAGAGAAAUGCCAGUUCUUGACUAAAGAGCUAGGAUUUGAUUCCGCAAUCAACUAUAAAACACAAGAUGUUUCCUCUGAGCUACAGAGGGUGUGUCCCACUGGUGUUGAUGUAUAUUUUGAUAAUGUAGGAGGAGAUCUAAGCAACAUUAUCAUACAGCAGAUGAAUGCAGAUUCUCAUGUGGUACUAUGUGGACAGAUAGCUGUAUACAACAAGGAUGUACCCUACCCUCCACCUAUCCCUGAGGAGGUACAGAAAACUCUCAGGGACAAAAACAUCACAAGAGACAGGUACCUGGUGCUAAAUUACCCAGAUAAGUUCGAGUCUGGGAUGAAACAGCUUGUCCAGUGGACGUUACAAGGAAAGUUAAAGGUAAGAGAGACCAUUGCAGAAGGACUAGAACAUGCUGGCAAGGCAUUUGUUUCCAUGAUGAAGGGAGGCAAUAUAGGAAAACAGCUUGUACAUGUUGGAGACUCCUGACCAUAAACUUAACACUAUAAUAAUGUGUCGAAUUAACUUAAAACUAUAAAAAUGUGUCAAAUUAAUUCAAUCAAGGACUACAGGUAUGAUUCAACUUUGUGGGUUGUUAGACUGAUUCAUCAAUUAAUGUUUUACUUUUGGUUACUGUAAAAUCAGCUUUUUUAGGUGUAAUAGCCAUUAUUAAUUAACUACUUGCAUAUUGACAAUAAUAUGAGAAAACUUCCCAAUCAAUGUCAUAGCAAAACUGGGCCAAUAUGGGAGAAACUGGGCCAAUAUCGACGAACUUGGCCAAUACAGGAUCAACUGGGCCAAUAUCGAUACUGCGCCAUAUUUUGCAGAACAUUUCUAUACUUAUCAGCAAUGACUACUUUUAGCUUCAGUAACGCUUCAUGGACAACAACAGAAGACAACUAACCAUGGAGCAAGGAUCUGACAGCCCCGCCAAAAACGGCGAAGAUAUGCUAGCAGUUAUAAUGCAUGACAUUGCUUACUGAUAUAUUAGUAAUACAUGCUCAAAGGCGAAUUCUGAACUACAAGGUUUUCUGCCCUUUCCCCUGUUAUGUGUUGCACAUAAUGUAAUGCCUCUCACCCCCAGAAAAAAGUGAAGUACAGUCAGUCCAUGUCUAGUUCACAGGUAGAAAUCAACUGAAUACAAUUUUGAAAUUAUUGUUAUUAAAUUUGUUGAAUUUAAUCAGUUCAUUUUUAGCUCACCAGGCCCUAAGGAGUUAUCUUUAAAAUUCUUUUUCUCUACUCUUACAAGUAGUAGGGAGUAAUGGCACAUUUAAUUAUAAUCAUCAACUAUAGCCCUCUUUUGAAUGUAUGAAAUUUAUGGCCCUGGGGUCAAGGAGUCAAGAGUAGGGUGCAGGGUCAAUAUUGUGUACUUGUUAUGUAAUUAUGUAUUUAUACAUUUAAUUUUCUUCUUCAAAACUACUGGGUCAAUUUUGACCAAAUUUGACUUAGAACAUCACUAGGACAUGGGGAUCUGACUUUAUGAAAUUUAUGGAGCUGCACUCCCAGGGGCCUGAGGGGUGGGGCCAAAUAGGUAAACAAGAGUACUGCAGGGCGGAACGAAAUGAACAAAGGGCAAUAACUUCUGCAAAAAUCGUCGACUCAAAAUUCUAGGGAGACACAACUUCAUAUCAUGAUUAUAAUGUAUACCAAAGAGGUCGGUCGAAAAAUGUAGUAGGAGAUUGCA